Molecule: messenger RNA, 1779 nt
Organism: Trichosporon asahii var. asahii CBS 2479
Lineage: Eukaryota; Fungi; Basidiomycota; Tremellomycetes; Trichosporonales; Trichosporonaceae
Product: nucleus protein
Exons: 7
Coding region: 1-1779 (592 amino acids)
Biological process (GO): protein dephosphorylation; DNA damage response
Cellular component (GO): protein phosphatase 4 complex; nucleoplasm
Molecular function (GO): protein phosphatase activator activity
Source: RefSeq, a predicted model, not a curated record
AUGGCCGACCUUGAAUCUACGCACUCGUCGAGUCACGCGUUGUCCGACGAAGUGGAGCCAGAACGCAGAGAAACUCACAGCGAGUCAGGCGGUCAAUCGUUUGAUGAUCCGGACUCGAGUGGCGACGAUGCGAUGGCCGACGUCGUGGACGUGCAGGCGGAUGUAGCUGGCGACUACGGGGAGGACAUGUUACUUGCUGAAGGAGAGCAGGGCGGUGGCAAGCGCGUCAAGGCCUGGGUCGAUCGGGGGACGGGACAUUGCAAGGGUGUUUACGACGACCACAAUGAUGUUGCUCUGCUUAUCGUCGAGGCGGAAGAUCCCCCGCCGGAAAUCCGACACGCUGAAGGCGCGGAGGGACCUGGAGGAUUUCUCAAGGACGACUUGCUGUUAAAUACGCGUGUGUCCAAGGAGGAGAAGUACGACCGCCAGCAGGGUACUCUGAUUGUCUGGACCGAUCACACGACUCAGCAGGACAUAGCGCUGUCCUUCCAAGAUGUUGAGGGCUGCGACGAUAUCUGGCAGUUUAUCGUUGAGGUUCAGAAACAUUUGAGCAAUCAGUUCGGUGACGAUCAGAAGAUGGCCAUGGCUUCGUCAUCUUCGCCCCUGGCUACCUCUCCGUUACUUGGUUCCUCGACCCCUCAGCUGGGUGGAAUGCCCAGGGAUGAGUGGCAACAGCCUACUCUUGCAAACAUCAAGGACCACGAGAUGUGGUUGCGCAUGCAGGCCAAGUCUGCCGCUGGUCGGGAGCGAGCCGUGGAACAUAUCAUCGGAGAACACUACAUCAAACAGCUCAUUGGCGUUCUGAAUCAAGCAGAGGACCUGGAGAGCAUCAACGAUCUGCAUGCCCUGUGCUCGUUGAUGCAAACUAUCCUCAUGUUCAACGACAAUGGUAUCUUCGAGUAUAUCCUUCAGGAUGACAUCUUCAUGGGGGUCCUGGGAAUGCUUGAGUACGAUCCAGAGUUUCCCACUCUCAAGGCGUCAUAUCGCGCAUUCUUCCGGCAGUACUCAAAAUUCCGUCAAGUGGUCGAGAUCAAGGACGAGUCUAUCAGGAACAAGAUCCACCAGACCUCUCGACUUCUGUACCUCAAGGACGUGGUCCUUGCGAGAUUGCUGGACGACCCGACGUUCGGUAUUCUGAACAGUUUCGUGUUCUUCAACCAGGUGGACAUCACGACCUACAUUCAAUCGGACGAGCAACUCCUUCACGAUUUGUUUGUCGAUUUCCGAACUGAUGAUGAGGGUGGAAAUGACGCCAAGAAGCGUGAUCUCGUCGUGUUCCUCCACCAGCUCAUGGUCAUGGGCAAAGGCUUGCAGUUGGCGAACCGUCUUGCGCUCUAUCGAACGCUUUUGGAUCGGGGUCUGUUGUUCGCGUGUGAAUGGGCUUUCCGCCAGAGGGAAGCCGUCAUUUUACAUGCUGGCGCUGAGAUCCUCACUCUGGCCGUGGAGCACGAUGUCAAUGCGGUCCGUCUGCAUGUUCUCCGAGAAGAGGAGAUCUCGCGAAGAACUCUUGUUCUCGAGGUCAUCAGCCUGCUUCAGAGCACCCGGGAUCAGGGAUUGAUGCAGCAGAUGAUCGAGUCGCUCAAGACGUUACUGGAGGGUGGCCAAGAGAAUGAAGUGAGUUUCUGGUUCAAGGAUGAGCUGACCGUAAAGCAGUUCGCUCGCGUCAAAGAAAUGCCUGUUGUCGAAACCUUCACGCAAUACUUUUACGAUCUGUGCGCUGCACAGUUGUUCGCCCCAGUGUCUGCGCUACCUGAGCUGAAGGACUUGUCGGGUGUGUAA